AUGUUUGGCUACGAUGCUGGAGUUCUUGCGGGUGUACAAGACACAGAGCCCUUCCUUUCUGCAAUCGGCCAUCCUGAACAACGUUCGACCAUUAUCAUCCCGAUGGUGGCGUCAGCCUAUACCCUUGGUGCCUGGGUUAUGUCAAUGCUCGUGAGCUUCAUCGGUUCACCGAUGGGCCGGCGAAACUGCAUUAUGUAUGGAAAUAUACUCGUGAUUAUUGGAGGGACUUUGCAAGCAUCGACCUUCUCAGUCGCGCAGAUUAUUGUUGGCCGAGUCUUAUGUGGCUUUGGCAUCGGUUUCAUAUCGUCUACUGUUCCAACCUACAUGGCAGAGAUGAGUACCAAAGCCAAUGAUCACGGCCCUGAAGUCUGCUUUCAGCUAGCAGUGACUAUAUCUGGAGUUGCUCUCGCAGGAUGGGUAGAUUUCGGAUUCACGAGAAUGUCGAACCAAGCCUCCUGGAGAUUUCCCGUUGCGUUUCAGACAUUUUUUGGUAUAUUUUCCGCCAUCGGCAUGUUCUUCUUGCCUGAUACACCUCGCUGGUACUAUGUAAAAGGCCGUAUCGAAGAGGGUGACCGCGUACUUGCUGCACUUCACAACCUUCCGCUCGAAGAUGCACAUGUACAAGCACAAAAAAUUGCCAUCAUUGAGGCCAUUGAAUUUGAGACUUCCCAGAAGGCCUUCAAUCCAGCAACCUUGAUCUGGGACAAUACAGAACUUCAAGCUGGGCGUCGACUAAGGACUGCAUUUAUGGUUCUAUGUUUGCAGCAGCUGAUGGGAAUAAAUUUGCUCAUCUACUUUAGUACCAUUAUUUUCGGCCAAGUUGGUCUAUCUCCGUUCUUGUCUUCUCUCCUUGCCGCCGUCAUGAACAGCCUGUUUGCAAUAGGCACCUACUUCACACCCAGCACUGUCGAGAAAGGUGGGCGACGUGGGAUCAUGUUGUGGACAUCGAUGCUCUUGGCAAUCUUCAUGCUUAUCUUUGUGGUUAUGGUUAACCUGGGCGACAAAAAGUCCACGGCCACCCAGUGGACCGCCGUGGCUUCCGUUGUCGCAUGGAUGUUCUGCUUCGGAUUCGGAUGGGUCGGUAUUCCCUGGCUUUACGGACCGGAAAUUUCACCCCUUCGCUACAGGCAUUUGGGCGGGUCGUUUGGCGCCACCGGUGAAUGGAGUAUGACCUUCGUCACUGUGUUCGCUGGAGGUAUCGCCCUGCAGAGGGUGGGACCAAUAAUCUGGGUUUGGUUCCUAAUAUUCUGUUUCAUCACAGUACCCUAUGUCUAUUUCUGUUGUCCUGAGACUUCUGGAAAGACUUUGGAAGAAAUCGAUCUUAUUUUCAUGAAACAUCCACAGAUCCUGGCUCACAGAGACCCUGAGGGAGCAAUAGAUGCCGAAGACCCUACUCAUGAUAUGAAGAACACAUCCGCGAGCACUAUAGAAGAGGACGAACUCGUCGCGAUGAGGGAUUAA
Exophiala aquamarina CBS 119918 is the source of this 1461-nucleotide messenger RNA. RefSeq lists its product as uncharacterized. Gene Ontology annotation, cellular component: membrane. The record is from RefSeq and is a predicted model, not a curated record. Gene Ontology annotation, biological process: carbohydrate transport; transmembrane transport. The transcript has 11 exons. NCBI's taxonomy places the organism in Eukaryota, Fungi, Ascomycota, Eurotiomycetes, Chaetothyriales, Herpotrichiellaceae. The coding region runs from base 1 to 1461 and encodes 486 amino acids. Gene Ontology annotation, molecular function: carbohydrate:proton symporter activity.